Messenger RNA from Colletotrichum abscissum, 375 nucleotides. RefSeq lists its product as uncharacterized. The record is from RefSeq and is a predicted model, not a curated record. NCBI's taxonomy places the organism in Eukaryota, Fungi, Ascomycota, Sordariomycetes, Glomerellales, Glomerellaceae. The transcript has a single exon. The coding region runs from base 1 to 375 and encodes 124 amino acids.
AUGUGUUCAGAACACAACACCAAAUCAUCACAAAGCGCACCCGCCAUCCUGCAAGCCCAGUCUACCACCCUGGCCUGUGACUCGCCGCCUCUCUUUCUUUCGCUCUCCAGCUGCAAGCCCACAUCUGCUCACGGCGAACUUCCCAAAGACCUGAAGACCUCGGACAGGGGUACUUCGCUCCCCGAGGAUCCCGUACCGUCCCGCUUGCAACCACAGGGCUUGGUCCAUGGGCCACAGGCAAUGGUCCACAAACCAUACCCAGACGACUGGAAGGCUAGGCGUGCUAGGGCAGAUCAAGGGAUCUUUGACAAGUGUCGACUGUCGUUAUCUUUGCGCCAAGCUGGCAUGGCCGCCCCCUGCAUCGCCUUUGGAUGA